This is a messenger RNA of Brassicogethes aeneus, 820 nucleotides long. NCBI's taxonomy places the organism in Eukaryota, Metazoa, Arthropoda, Insecta, Coleoptera, Nitidulidae. The record is from the annotation of a GenBank genome assembly.
GCCAACUAACCUCUAAUUUAAUCGCGGCCUUGAAUUUUGUCCUUAACGGUUUGCGGUUUUGAUUCUUUCGUUGUCAGAAAAAAAAAUUGUCGUGAUGGCAGGACGCGUGAACGAAAUCAAGGAACAGAUCGACCGAUCCCUCCACGAUAAAUCCAAACCGUGGACAGGGCCCCUGGCAAUGUUGGAACAAAAAAUCGGGGUGGACAGAAUCUACAUUUUUAUCGGCACUGUGGCUCUGAUUGCCUUGUGGUUGGUGUUUGGAUUUGCUGCACAACUUGUCUGCAACGUGGUUGGAUUUGCAUACCCUGCAUAUAUAUCCAUAAAAGCCAUUGAAUCUUCCUCAAAAGAUGAUGACACCAAAUGGCUGACUUACUGGGUUGUCUAUGCUACCUUCUCUAUCCUUGAAUUCUUUGCUGAUACUAUUGUAGGCUGGUUCCCACUUUACUGGCUUUUAAAAUGUAUCUUUAUGGUGUGGCUAAUGAUCCCAACCAACUUUAAUGGAUCAGUUUUAAUCUAUAAAAAACUUAUCAGGCCAUAUUUCCUGAAACACAGCUCUAAAAUUGAUGAAACUGUGGAGCAAAUUAAAAAAUCCACUGCCAAACUUUUAGAAAAAGAAAACUAAAAAGCACACCAUAAAAUAAAAAAUAUUGCAUAUUAUAAACUUUUUGUGGAUUGUUAAAAAUUAAAAAUUUGCCAUGUAGUAUUUAAGUGUUUCAUCUUUUCACGAAUUUUUUAUUUAUUUCUUUUCCACUUUAUUUUUUCAGCACAUUUUUAUUGUGGAUGGUUUUUAAAUGUUAUACCUAUACCUAAAUAAAUGUAU